GAUGACGUCAUGACGCAUUCCGUGACGUCAUAUAUGAUGUCACGUAGUUAGUGACGACGAUACACAUCCCUCGUUCUCAUUAUCCUGGUGAAAUAAAACCAAGCAGCCAUGGACGGAGUUGUAUCCCUCUUAUUGGUCCUCGGGGCAUGUGUAAGUCAAGGCGCCGCCCUUCCCCCGCCCAACCACAGAAUUGCAAGCAUCUCCCACGCCCACAGCCCUUCUUCAUCCAGCCACACGCAAGCGAUAUUAGCGAGCAAUAGAAGAUUUUUCCGGCGCGAAGGACCUUCCAUCAAGGUCAGCGGGGAAUUAGCCAAUGGUCGAAGAGCUGAUGCGGAAGUCACCAAUCAGGAGCGAGCAAGCGGCCAUGGCGGUGGCGAAUCGACCAAUCAAGACAGGGCUUCCGACUCUAAGCGACGCAUGGCUUCUUCCUCCUCGCUCAGCAGCCGCCAUGUCGACAUGAUGCUUGAAAUCCUCGAUGAACUCCGGGAUCUCGAAGGAGAGGCGAGAGGAGCCGGAGGCGCCGUCCUCACCACAGACGUGUAUCAGGGGAAGAAGACCCUAGUGUACAAACUGGCCCCCGGGAACGCCAUCUUCGGCGGGAGGGUCAGGAAAACGAGUCCCGACGCGAGCAGCGAGACGGCGCCGAACCUGCAGGAGAGAUUCGACACCAAAGGCGUCAUUUACACAGACGUCGGCAUCGGGCCAACCGCGAGCCAGAUGGAAGCCGCGCACCCGCCGACCGCAGGUGUCAGGCCGCCCGUCAAACUCCCAGUCCCAAAUCGGCAGUUCCAGCGCCCGCCGUUGCCCCCCCGCCCACCGCCACACGCACCCGCAGACGCCGCCGGAGCGACCACCACCUGGAAACUCCACUACAUGAAGCCGCCCCCGCCCAUCUCCGCCAUGCACAACCCCUACCUCACGACCCGCCGCCCCUCCCCGCGGCCCUCCCACACGCCCCAAGUCCCUAUCCGCUGGAGAAAGAGAAAGCCGGCCGCGGGUCUCGCGCCCACGAUCUCCGAGGUGCUGUUCUACCCCCUGGGGAAGGCGGUGCAGGUGGCUCGCUCGAAGGCGCGGGGGGCGUGGGUGUCGUUCCUCCUCCUGCACUACCUGGGCUUCAUCCCUCCCGUGCCAGGAAUCCCCCGCCACCAGGACCCCGACGACGUCCCCUUCAGCAUCAUGAACAUGAUCUCGCGGUUCCUGUGA
Messenger RNA from Penaeus indicus, 1203 nucleotides. RefSeq lists its product as uncharacterized. Bases 109 to 1203 code for a protein of 364 amino acids. The record is from RefSeq and is a predicted model, not a curated record. The transcript is spliced from 2 exons. NCBI's taxonomy places the organism in Eukaryota, Metazoa, Arthropoda, Malacostraca, Decapoda, Penaeidae.